Phytomonas sp. EM1 is the source of this 228-nucleotide messenger RNA. NCBI's taxonomy places the organism in Eukaryota, Euglenozoa, Kinetoplastea, Trypanosomatida, Trypanosomatidae. The record is from the annotation of a GenBank genome assembly.
AUGCUUGCCACUGAGCCUUACGGAGGCCAAAAAUUCAAUAAUUGGUGUAUCGGAGCGACUCUGAGCUUUCAUUUUACCUCUCUUCUAAUUAUUGUGUAUUUUAGAGAACCUAUAACGUUGAAAUGCAAGUAUACUCUUCUCAUAAAAUGCACCACUCUACGUUUGGCGGUUCAUUGGGUGAUUGGGAUGGACAUAUGCAAAAAAAGUCACCCCUCAACAGAUGAAUAA